GCAACAAACAACACACACACACACACAUUCCAUGAAGAUGGUUCUCUCUUUCUUCAUACUCUCUCUCUUAAUGGUCCCUUCAUCCUCCACCAGCACCACCACUAUAGGCAUUACCUACUCCCCCGGAACGAACUCCCCACCACCAGAGCAUGUCGUAACAGCCCUUCAGUCACUCAAAAUCCCAUCAGUCCGACUCCUUAAUCCAACUCCAAGUUUAAUCAGAGCAUUUUCCUACUCCAACAUCUCCCUCCUCUUAACCGUACCAAAUCAUCUCGUCACUUCAUUUGCUUCCAAUCGUUCCUCAGCUACUCUCUGGCUUUACAACAUUGUUCUUCCCUUUCAUCCACGUGCUAAGAUUUCACUCAUUUCAGUUGGUUCCGACGUUAUUUCCAGCGUUGUUUCUCCUGAUCCUUCAACUGUCUUAGUCCCCGCCAUGCAAAACUUGCACCACGCGUUGGUUGACCUGGGAAUACGUACUGUUUCGGUUUCCACUACUUUCUCAUUCAUUAACGUGAUUACCACCGCGUUUCCUCCUUCCUCAGCUGAAUUCCAGGACCCUGUGAACAAGCUUGUUAUAAGUCCUGUACUUGAGUUUCUUGAGGAAACUAACUCAUCUAUGCUUAUGAAUGUGUACCCUUACAAUGUGUAUCAAUUACAUGGAGAGAUACCAGUUGGUUUCGCUUUGUUUGAGGAAACCCCGUUUAACUUCCGUGAUGAUGUUGUUACAGGUGUUCGGUAUCAUAACUUGUUUGAUAUGAUGGUUGAUUCGGUUAUUGCUGCUAUGGCGGUUUCAGGUUACGAGAAUGUUCCCCUGAUUUUGACAGAAACAGGGUGGCCAAGUAAUGAUGAUGAUGAGACCAUGAAGAUGUAUGCUGAGAAGUAUUUACAGGGCCUGAUUUCACAUUUGAAAUCUGGACUUGGAACUCCACUCAGGAAACAAGGCGUUACUGAGGCUUACAUUUACCAGUUGUUUGAUGACACCAACAAUUUGACUUCUAAUACUCAAGGUGGUGAAACAGUGCAGUACUGGGGAGUCAUGUACAGUACUAACAUGACCAUGAAGUACAACAUCAAUUUUAACAAUGCUCAACACAAUUCCAGAAUGCUUCCAGAUCUACUUGUUGUUCCCUCAAUCUAUUUUCUUUACCACUUGUUGUUCUGGAUAGUUGAUUGACUAGUAGUGGAAAAGUCUUAGAUGUUAAUAAUUCAUUGCCUAGCUAGAGGGGAAAAACAACGUCUAUGGUUCUUGCUUAAACUCCAAAUUGGUCUGAUGAUUGUAAAUCGGCUUAAUGUUUUUCUUCUGAUGAUAUGAUAUAACCACUGGUUACAUAGAUAUCGAAUUUACUGGUUCUUGCUUC
Messenger RNA from Lycium ferocissimum, 1358 nucleotides. Its product is annotated as glucan endo-1,3-beta-glucosidase, acidic-like. Gene Ontology annotation, biological process: carbohydrate metabolic process. Gene Ontology annotation, molecular function: hydrolase activity, hydrolyzing O-glycosyl compounds. The record is from RefSeq and is a predicted model, not a curated record. The coding region runs from base 32 to 1174 and encodes 380 amino acids. The transcript has a single exon. Lineage: Eukaryota; Viridiplantae; Streptophyta; Magnoliopsida; Solanales; Solanaceae. Gene Ontology annotation, cellular component: plasma membrane.